GAUGAAGCGAGUGGCAGAAAACCCAUGUCCAAACGUCAGAAGAGACUCCGGGAAAAAAUCCCCAUCUCCGUUUUGAAGGCGUCUGCCACAAGGCCCCAGGCCGUCGAGUGGCACGAUGCUGAUGCACCCGAUCCGUACAUGGCCGUGUAUAUGAAAACGGCGUUGAACCAUGUGGCCGUGCCUCUGCACUGGCAGCAGAAAAAAGACUACUUGUCUUCGAAGAGAGGAAUGGAGAGACCACCGUUUGAGCUCCCGAAGUUCAUCGAAAACACGGGUAUAGCGGAGAUGCGCAACCACGACCCAGAGUCGUUGAAGAAACUGCAGCGUGAUCGCGUGCAGCCGAAAAUGGGUCGGCUCGACAUCGACUACCAGAAACUCCACGACGCGUUUUUCAAGCACCAGACACGGCCACGCAUGUUAGCAUAUGGAGAACUUUACAGCGAGGGCCGAGAAAAGGCGGACCAGUAUAAUCAUGACGUGGCACGCAUGCGCCCGGGAAAAAUCUCCCUGCUGCUCCGCUUGGCGGUGGGGAUGCUGGAGAGUGAGACGGCAGUGCCCCCGUGGAUUACCGUCAUGCAUGAGUUGGGCAAACCUCCGUCGUACCUGAACUUGCUUAUUCCAGGGCUUGAU
Messenger RNA from Metschnikowia bicuspidata var. bicuspidata NRRL YB-4993, 630 nucleotides. RefSeq names its product U2 snRNP complex subunit. The annotation marks the transcript as partial. The record is from RefSeq and is a predicted model, not a curated record. Gene Ontology annotation, biological process: mRNA splicing, via spliceosome. Gene Ontology annotation, cellular component: U2 snRNP; U2-type spliceosomal complex; catalytic step 2 spliceosome. Lineage: Eukaryota; Fungi; Ascomycota; Pichiomycetes; Serinales; Metschnikowiaceae. The transcript has a single exon.